Molecule: messenger RNA, 864 nt
Organism: Talaromyces stipitatus ATCC 10500
Lineage: Eukaryota; Fungi; Ascomycota; Eurotiomycetes; Eurotiales; Trichocomaceae
Product: aconitate hydratase, putative
Exons: 2
Coding region: 1-864 (287 amino acids)
Cellular component (GO): ribosome
Source: RefSeq, a predicted model, not a curated record
AUGUUUUCUCGGCAAGCUCUCCGGGGCCUUUUCAGCGUCGAGCGAGUAGCCAGUCAACAGCCGAUCCUCUCAUACGCAUCCCGAGCAUGUCUUCACCAAGCAUCUACCACCAACAGCAGUUCUCAGAAUUUCCAGGCGACACCUCCUGAGAUUCCGCCUUCUACUUCAGCUGCUGCAGUGUCAAUUCCCCCCUCCGCGUCGCAGACAUCCACAUCUCCCAUUCCAGAUGCCACACAACAAUCAACAACCACAUCGACGUCAGAUGGACACUUCAUAAACGGCAUCCCGCGUACCAAACUCCCUCUCCCACCUCUCUUCGACUCAAACCUCAAAAUCACCAAAUCUCUUGCCGACAAAUUACCAUACCUCUACACCCAACGCCCGCACUACAUCUCCGCGCACCUCCACGAUCGCCCUUACCUCCUCACUGAAGGCGACCACCUGCGCCUCCCCUUCCUAAUGCCCAAAGUCAAAUCCGGCGACAUCCUACGCUUCAAUCGCGCUUCUGUUAUUGGAUCACGCGAUUAUACGCUCAAGGGAAGUCCGUAUAUUGAUGAGAGGAUGUACGAGUGUCGUUUGAGAGUGCUGGGUGUGGAGUCUGAGCCGCUUCGGAUAAAGGAGAAGACAAAGAGGAGACGGAGACAUGUGCAGAGGAUCAAGAGUAAGCAUCGAUAUACGAUUUUGAGGGUUAUGGAGGUUAAGUUGAAGUCGUUAGAGGAGCUAAUGGAGGAUGGUGCGGAGAUUAUUAAAGAGGGGACCAUACUGGAGGAACAGGGUGCAGAUGUCAUUGAGAAGAAGGAUGCGCCUUCUUAUCUUAUUGUAUUCGAGUCUAUUCUUUCGGUUAUUAGCAUUUCUCGUCUCUAA